CCUAUAUAUGAAUGUAGACAUCAGUGAGUACUUUGCACCAGCUAGCAAUACCUUGUAUUGCUCUUGAUCAUUUAUCCGCUGAUAUGGCAGAGAUGGAGGUCGGAGAAGCUGCAAACAAGUAUCUCAGCCCAUGGAACAAGAACAAAGAAAAAGGUGGAUUCAGAGCCGCCUCAUUCGUUUAUGGGUUUGUGUUUUUGGAUAACAUAGGAUUUAUAGCAAACAUGGUAAGUAUGGUCCUGUACUUCAUGUUACAAAUGCACUUCAACCUCUCUGGUGCAUCCACUACCCUCACCAACUUCAUGGGAUCUACUUUCUUGCUAUCUGUCAUCGGCGGCUUCAUCUCAGACACUUUCAUCAGCAGAUUCCACACUUGCAUUAUAUUUGGUGCCCUCGAAGUCAUGGGUCUGGCCUUGAUAACAAUUCAAGCUCGGUUUGACAAAUUACAUCCUGACCCUUGUUCGGUCCAAGAAUCAAGCUGUUUGAAAGGUGGUAUUUCUGUGAUGUUUUAUGGUUCUCUUGCUCUAUUAGCACUUGGCAGUGGUGGUGUCAGAGGCGCCCUUCCAGCACUUGGAGCUGACCAGUUCGACGUCAAUGAUCCCAAGAGUGCGAAAGCCCUUGCAACUUACUUCAACUAUCUUAUUCUUGCCACCAGCGCUGGGGCAUGUAUUGGAGUGACCUUUGUUGUUUACCUUAGCAUGCAUGUUCACUGGUAUUGGGGAUUUUUCGUGGCCACCGUCCUUUCCUGCACUGCUUUCUCUUUUCUUUACACUGGCAAGGCUUUCUAUCGCCUCCAAGUACCCGAAGAUAGCCCUCUUGUUAAAGUUGUCCAGGUUAUAGUUGUGGCCAUUAAAAAUAGAAAGUUGCCAUUAGCAGAGAAUUCUGCUGAACUAUACGAGACGAAUGAAAAAGAAUCAGGACUUUCAGUUUAUCGCAGAAUACCACACACCAAACAGUUCAGUUGGCUAGACAAGGCUGCAAUUUUGAGGAAAGAAUCCAAACAGGAGCCUACAGCCUCAACUGGAUGGACGAUUUGCACGGUGACUCAAGUUGAAGAAGUAAAGAUCAUAACAAGAAUGAUACCUAUUAUAUUUAGUACCAUAAUAAUGAACACAUGCUUGGCUCAACUCCAGACAUUCUCAGUCGAACAAGGUUUCAUCAUGAACCGAUAUAUAGGCUCCUUCCAAAUUGAAGCUCCCACAAUUCCAGUCAUACCUCUUUUAUUCAUGUGCAUUCUCAUUCCUCUCUACGAGUUUGUUUUCGUCCCAUUUGCCCGUAAGAUCACUAAACACCCCACCGGCAUUACUCAACUGCAACGCGUGGGAAUUGGCCUAGUUCUAUCCGUGCUAUCAAUGGCAAUAGCAGGCAUUGUUGAAGUAAAAAGGCGAAAGUAUGCUCUUGACCACCCUGGAGAGUCCAUCAGCAUUUUCUGGCUCUCAUUUCAGUUUGGCAUUUUUGGUAUCGCGGAUAUGUUCACUCUAGUAGGCCUCCUGGAGUUUUUCUACAGGGAGGCCCCUAUCAAAAUGAGGUCGUUAUCGACCUCGUUUACAUGGAUUUCACUGUCAUUCGGAUACUUCUUAAGCACCAUAUUUGUGACCAUGAUCAACUCUGUGACCAAGAAAGUUACACCAAGCAAAAAAGGAUGGUUGCAUGGACAAGACCUUGAUACUAACAACUUGGACCUGUUUUAUUGGUUUUUAGCCAUUCUGAGUUGCCUCAACUUUGUACAUUAUCUGUAUUGGGCCAACUGGUACAAGUACAAAACAGAACAAGUGAUGAUUGAGCCCCUGCAGGCUCAGGAGUCAAUAUCCACAAGUGCUGCCUACUUGAUAAAAAAGGAUGAUGGUAAGGCUCAGAAUGAGUAAAAGCCAUCUACAUGUUUUAUGUGGUAAUUAGAUGGGAUGUUCUGGUAGUCUAAGUUCUAUUUUCUGGUCUUUCAUGUGUAAAAUUUUGUAAAGGGCAAUGCUCUGGACAUAUGCCCCAUGGUUCUUUCAAUCUAAUAAUGACAAUUUUGUUAACAUGUAAAA
Molecule: messenger RNA, 2024 nt
Organism: Daucus carota subsp. sativus
Lineage: Eukaryota; Viridiplantae; Streptophyta; Magnoliopsida; Apiales; Apiaceae
Product: protein NRT1/ PTR FAMILY 4.5
Exons: 6
Coding region: 84-1862 (592 amino acids)
Biological process (GO): transmembrane transport
Cellular component (GO): membrane
Molecular function (GO): transmembrane transporter activity
Source: RefSeq, a predicted model, not a curated record